Messenger RNA from Aspergillus calidoustus, 333 nucleotides. NCBI's taxonomy places the organism in Eukaryota, Fungi, Ascomycota, Eurotiomycetes, Eurotiales, Aspergillaceae. The record is from the annotation of a GenBank genome assembly.
AUGGGUUGGUUCGACGACGACUCCCACCAGGCUCGCUCCUACGAAGAGUUUCAGAACCUCGACCACCGAAACGAAGAGCACCGCGCCAAGAUGAGCCACGAGCUGAUUGCUGGUGCCGCCUCGUUCGAAGCCAUGAAGGCUUACGAGGACCAUGUUGCCCGCAAUGGCCAACCGCCCAGCCACCAGAUGGCCAAGGAGCUCCUCGCUGGUUUCGCUGGGGCUUUCAUCGACCGUGAAUUUGAGACCAAGGGGCUGGACUUUUUGGAUCGCGAGCAGGCUAAGCGACAUGCCCACCGGCAGCUGGAGGAGGCUUCUGCCCGUGACUACUAUUAG